This is a messenger RNA of Parasteatoda tepidariorum (common house spider), 1078 nucleotides long. RefSeq names its product transcription factor EC. Gene Ontology annotation, cellular component: nucleus. The record is from RefSeq and is a predicted model, not a curated record. Lineage: Eukaryota; Metazoa; Arthropoda; Arachnida; Araneae; Theridiidae. Gene Ontology annotation, biological process: regulation of transcription by RNA polymerase II. Gene Ontology annotation, molecular function: RNA polymerase II cis-regulatory region sequence-specific DNA binding; DNA-binding transcription factor activity, RNA polymerase II-specific; protein dimerization activity.
AAUCAGAAAUGCAAACAGAUCUGAUAACAGGGUUCGAAGUUCAAUUUUAUUAUCUGUUGCAACUGGUGUUGCCCUCCCCCCAGUUAUUUUGUAGCAUCUUCUAUAGAGGAACAUUUAUUUCUGAAUAAUUUUACGGGUUUGUUGAAUAAAAGAAAAAAAGCUAUACCGAUUAUGAAUUUUGGCAGACUGAAGCAAGGUUUGAGUGGAUGAAGAAAUCAAUUGAGAGCCUUUGAGCGUUUUUGGAGAGGAAGAGUGGUCCAAGUGCAUUUGUCAAUAAACAGCUGAGGAGUAACUUUAGAAAACCUGUCUUUUGGCAGCAAAUUAAAACGCCAAAAAUGCAAAUGCCAUUACGCAAAAAGCUUAAAUGAGGGUUAUGGAUAGAUAGAUUUCGCCAAUUGGAAGCUUGCGAUCAAAAAAUAAAGGGGAUAUAUGUUAUGGAUGAUAGCUGCAAGUCUCUGUCUAGUGAUUCUUCUGAUGAUUUAAAAUGGCCAAAAAUAAGAAAAGUCUAUUUAUCGAAAAGCCCAAUUUCCCUAGUUAAAGACAGACAAAAGAAAGACAACCAUAAUAUGAUUGAAAGGCGAAGACGAUUUAACAUUAAUGACAGAAUUAAAGAACUAGGUACGCUAUUACCAGACUUAAAUGAUCCAUACUAUGAUCUAGUUCGGGAACAAAGACACAACAAAGGAACUAUCUUAAGAUCAUCUGUUACUUAUUUGCGUUGCUUAAAACGUGAUGUUGCUAGAAUACCAGAAAUGGAAGAGAAACAAAAAAUUUUAGAAACACAAAACAGAAAUCUGAUAAAAAGAGUUCAGAAUCUCGAAGAAGAAUUGAAAGGAUGUGGAAAUCUUCAUCUAUUUGAUUUUCUUAAACAAGAAGUUGAUGACGCACAUGAGAAAGUCGUAACCCCGCCAACAUCACCAACUUCUGUUAAUGAAUUUUAUGAGGAUUUGAACGAACCUGUUAUAUCAAAUGAUCCUCUUCUAUGUGAAUCACAAAACCCUUCACCUGAUCCUUCACAAGAAUUUUUUAUGAUAUAAUCCUAUUUAUUCAGCAUUCAUUAAAAAUAUUUUUAAUAAAA